AUGUCGAGCCGUCGUUCGCUACUCGGUUCCACGCUGGAUUCACUUCCCGCGCCCACGGAUCCUUUGCGUGAACUUUUUGAAGCCUGUAAAACUGGCGAUGCAGCGAGAGUCAAAAAACUAAUUACACCACAAACAGUGAAUGCUAGAGACACUGCGGGCAGAAAAUCAACUCCUCUACACUUCGCAGCAGGAUAUGGUCGCAGAGAAGUCGUAGAGAUCCUAAUAUCCUCCGGAGCUGCCCUCCAGGCCCGUGACGACGGUGGUCUCCAGCCGUUACAUAACGCGUGUUCGUUUGGGCACGCGGAUGUGGUCAGAGCGUUGCUGGGAGCUGGGGCUGCGCCAUCGCCACGUGAUAACUGGGGGUACACUCCGCUGCAUGAGGCCGCUGCCAAGGGGAAGGUUGACGUUUGUAUUGCUCUGCUGCAGCAUGGCGCUGAUCCAAAUAUACGCAACACAGAAAGCAAGACACCCCUCGACCUCGCAGACACCGCCACGCGUCCCGUUCUCACAGGCGAGUACUGCGCAGCUGACGUCCUAGAAGCAGCCCGUUCUGGUGCCGAUGACCGCUUAGCAUCUCUCCUUACUCCGCUUAACGUGAACGUGCAUGCGCACGACGGCCGCCGUUCUACGCCACUGCAUUUGGCCGCAGGGUACAAUAGGGCUAGAGCGGUGAGGUUGUUGCUACAGAGGGGUGCUGAUGUCCAUGCUAAAGACAAAGG
Hyposmocoma kahamanoa is the source of this 719-nucleotide messenger RNA. RefSeq names its product tankyrase-like. The annotation marks the transcript as partial. Lineage: Eukaryota; Metazoa; Arthropoda; Insecta; Lepidoptera; Cosmopterigidae. The record is from RefSeq and is a predicted model, not a curated record. The transcript has 4 exons. Gene Ontology annotation, biological process: protein ubiquitination; positive regulation of protein catabolic process. Gene Ontology annotation, molecular function: protein binding.